AUGUUAAUAAAAAGUGCACCGGCAAAUAAAUCUCAUUGUUUCACUUUGAAAGCAAGUAGUCAUGAAUCGAUUGCAGAUUUACCAUUGGGUUUUGUUUACUUACACGAUAUCGCACCCGACAUUCAAGUCAGUUUACGUUAUGCAAGUGAGGAAAAUUUCAUUGGUCGUGUCGUCAAUGGAUAUAAAGCAAAUAUUUCCAUUAUGACAGAGGCAGCAGCUUUGUCUCUCAAACGAGCACAAACAUUAGCAAAGAAUGAUGGCUUUGAAUUAGUUAUUUACGAUUCGUAUCGUCCACAGAAAAGUGUUGAUCAAUUCGUAGUUUGGAGUCAAAAUGCUUCUGAUCAAAUAAAAAAACAGAGUUACUAUCCUCGGGUUAUUAAAUUAGAUGAGUUUGAUCUUGGCUUUACAGCCAACCAAUCCGGUCACACUCGUGGUAGCACUAUUGAUCUAACUCUUAUCAAGUCUGGGAAAAAAGUAAUACAUCCAAUUCAGUAUGUUAAUCGAACACUCACUGAUAACUACAUAAUCUGGCUGCUUGAUGACGGAACUGUAGACAUGGAUUCUUCAUUCGAUUUGUCCGAUGAGGCUUCUCAUACGAAUAGUACUUUGGUGAAUGAUGACUAUUGACAAACACGAGCAUACUUAAAACGAAUAAUGGAAAUGGCAAGCUUUUCAAACUACCCUUUGGAAUGGUGGCACUACACAUUGAAUAACGAGACAUUUCCCGGUACCUACUUUGAUUUUGAUAUUGAAGAAACGCCUUUAAAAAAUAACGGACGUCAACAGUUAUUGAACUUCACUGUUAUAGAUUUGUCUCAUAUAUUCUAUACUUUUUUAGCACUACGAACGCGGCACACAAGUACGAUCAUUAUCUGUCGGUGUGAGUGUGGAAGUGAGCCAUCUUUUCAUACUUCCACACGAACUUGUUUACUUUUUCCACUACCAAUAAGACGUGUAGUACCACCUGAAAUUAUACUGGUAUCAUGCUAAGACAAAUUAUCCAAGGAUGAUUUAUUGUUACCUUGUUGCGUAGAAUCAGUCCAUUUUGAUUGAACACUUUUAUUCGCUGAGUCAAUCAACUUGUGUGUCGCGUUCGUAGUGCUAAAAAAGUAUAGAAUAUAUGAGACAAAUCUAUAACAGUGAAGUUCAAUAACU
Rotaria sp. Silwood2 is the source of this 1155-nucleotide messenger RNA. The record is from the annotation of a GenBank genome assembly. Lineage: Eukaryota; Metazoa; Rotifera; Eurotatoria; Philodinida; Philodinidae.